AUGUUGGCUAUGCCAAACAUCGCCGAUCUGCGCAUGCAGCAACAAAUCGCCCAUGAGAUAUAUCGGCAGCAGAUUAUGCAACGAUUGCCAGAUCCACUCUGCGGCCUCCUGCCAGGCUUUGGGCAUCAUUUUGUGCCCCCACAUCCACCGCUGCACGGUGUGGAGGCAAAGCUGGAGAACAAUGAGCUCUGGCAGCAGUUCCAUCAAAUUGGCACCGAAAUGAUCAUCACCAAGUGUGGCAGACGCAUGUUUCCCUCCAUGCGCGUUUCCCUGAACGGUCUGGACGAGGAUGCAAGCUAUUGCGUACUCUUGGAAAUGGUGCCCAUUGGUGAUUGCCGUUACAAAUUCUCGGGAUCCCAAUGGGUGCCCGCUGGUGGUGCCGAACCACAAAGUCCACAACGCAUGUAUCUACAUCCGGAUAGUCCAGCAACGGGCAAGCAUUGGCAGACACAACCACUGCUCUUCAGCAAAGUGAAGUUGACCAAUAAUACGCUGGAUAGUAAUGGACAUAUUGUGUUGGCCAGCAUGCACAAAUAUCAGCCGCGUCUGCAUGUCAUACGCACCGCUGAUCUGCCACAGAUACCCUGGGCCCCGCAACAGGCCUUCGUUUUUCCGGAAACGGAAUUUAUAGCCGUCACUGCUUAUCAGAACGAUCGCAUUACGAAGCUGAAGAUCGACAAUAAUCCAUUUGCUAAGGGCUUUCGUGAGUCUGGACAAUCGCGUUGCAAGCGCAAGCUGAGCGAUUCACCACCACCACCACCACCCAGGUCGACUUCAUCGACCUCCUCGUCAUCAUCAUCAUCAUCGUCAUCCUCUUCGCCAGUUGGCAUUGAGCUGGAGCCGUCGGCGAAGCGUCUGCGCACCAUUAUUGAGGAGCUGCCACAGCCGGUUGCUUCGGGCCUUAUGCAGCGCCAUUAUCUGCUGGAUACACUGGAGGCCAAUUUCUAUCUGCCACCACCGCCUCCACCUCCGUCGGCCUCGUCUCAAUCCGCCAUGCCAGCCAUGCCCAUUGAUUAUGCCAGACACAUCGCCAGCUAUCCAAGUUGGGCCUACACGCCGCCAUCGCCAGCCUCAUAUGCGCACGACGAUGGCGAGUCUUUGUCAUCGUCUGCAUCCAGUUUGGCCGAUACCGAAGCCGACGAUGGCUUUGUCGAUGUGGUCAGUACAACAACGAAUGCGCCCGAGAUUGUGGCCAGCACCCCCGUGCCCGCCGCUGCACCCAAACGGAGCAGCUUCAGCAUCUCGGACAUAUUAGGAAGUACCGUCUCGGCUUAG
This is a messenger RNA of Erythranthe guttata (spotted monkey flower), 1275 nucleotides long. The record is from RefSeq and is a predicted model, not a curated record. NCBI's taxonomy places the organism in Eukaryota, Viridiplantae, Streptophyta, Magnoliopsida, Lamiales, Phrymaceae.